AUGACCGACUCGAGCUUCGUCCAAGCCCAACGCCGCGUCGCUGCGCGUCGCCAAACCCGUGAGGCCGAAGCUGCUGCUCGCAUCGCUGCACAGCGGCAAUCUUCUCGACCUAGAGCCAACCUCGAGCGCUUACCUUACCCCCUGAAUCGCAUAGGAUCUGCGUGGGAUGCUGUGUCGACAAGGGAGGGCACGCGCCCUGCAUUUCGAGUAGGACAAGUCGAUGCCGAACUGCUCGAUGUAGAGCUCUUGGACAUUCUCAAGGACCAGGUUUGCGAGGGUCUCAAAUAUUUUGGUGGAGGGCAUCUGCAUGAUGACUGGUCAGCCGAGAUUAUGUUGGUUCUGAGGGCGGUGCUUUUCAAGCUCACUGUCUGGGACCACGAUGCCACAUACGGAGCGGCUCUCCAAAACCUCAAAUAUACUGACGCCAGAAACGAUGGGCUUAUACUCAAAGCACCCUCAAAGGUGCAGAAAUCACUCUAUGGACUUGUCACAGUAUUUGGAAACUAUGCUUGGACGAGAUGGGAGGACUGGCUUCUGGAGCAUGACGAUGGUUACGACGAGCCAAGUCCCCGAGUAAAGCGACUAUCGAAAUUGACAUCUGCCCUCUCAACUGUUCACUCGGCAGCGGCAUGUGUCUCAUUUCUAGUCUUCUUAUUGCAUGGACGGUACCGAACCCUCCUCGAUAGAAUUCUCAGAAUGAGACUUGCGCCACCCACAAGCCAAGUAAGCAGAGAGGUCUCAUUCGAGUAUCUCAACAGGCAGCUUGUUUGGCAUGCCUUCACCGAGUUUUUGCUUUUCGUACUACCCCUAAUUGGCAUCCAGCGAUGGCGACGCUGGCUGACCAGGACAUGGCGGAAAACAAAAGACAUUAUCAGAACGGGGCCUCAGGAAGAGGGCAAGGCCAAUGGUGAAUACGCGUUCCUCCCUGAAAGAACAUGCGCAAUUUGCUACCAGGACCAGAAUACGGCAACUUCUGAGAACGAAGUGAUGGCAGUAGCAGCAUCCACUGGUGUUAUUGGCUCAGCCCAGACAGACAUAACCAACCCAUAUGAGACAAUACCUUGUGGGUGUGUAUACUGUUUCGUCUGCUUGGCCACUCGAUUGGAGAGAGAAGAGGGCGAGGGCUGGACCUGUCUGCGUUGCGGUGAGCAUGUCAAAGAAUGCAAGCCUUGGAGUGGUGACUUGCUUGAGCCGUCUACAAAGCAUGCCUCGGCCAAGACGGUGGCUUUCUCAGAUGAUAUUACUGGGGGUGUGCUUGUAGAUGAGCAGGAGGAUGAUGAAUCGUUCGUGGAGAGUCUGAGCACAACCUCAGAGUGA
Molecule: messenger RNA, 1317 nt
Organism: Fusarium mangiferae
Lineage: Eukaryota; Fungi; Ascomycota; Sordariomycetes; Hypocreales; Nectriaceae
Product: putative peroxisome assembly protein
Exons: 1
Coding region: 1-1317 (438 amino acids)
Biological process (GO): protein import into peroxisome matrix
Cellular component (GO): peroxisomal membrane
Molecular function (GO): zinc ion binding
Source: RefSeq, a predicted model, not a curated record